UCCCCGGACCCCGAGGAGGGCGGAUGUGUUCAUGUGUGUGUGCUAUUGUUUUGAGUUUGUUUACGAAUUGAAAUAAUCUUGGCCUUAUGGCAUGAUGUUGAUCUGUCAGUGGGGGUGACUUUAUCACUUGCAAAUACCAAUAAAUGGUGUAAAUCAGAGUAGCUGACAUUUCCAAACAUUCCAAUAGAGUAGAAUGGCUUGUGACCGCAAGACCAAGCGGUAACUACAAGCAUAAGAGGUAACUGCAAGCCCAAAGUGUGAAUAUAUGGAACCCUUGUAUUGCUACUCUAAUACAAUGGUCCCGUGCCGGAGCUGGGCAUCCUGACACGCAGGUGAAGUCUGGGGUGCCACCCUAACCUCCACUCCUGGGGGCAAAGGGCACUGGGGUGCCGCCCUAACCUCCACUCCUGGGGGCAAAGGGCACUGGGGUGCCGCCCUAUCAACACUUGAGAUGGAAACGGCGUGCAAUCUUCAGUGUUGGUGCCAUGUGCCCAUUCGCGGGCGGAAUAAGCCGCCCUGCUACUUGUGUGUGCUCCAGGACUGCUCUCUCUCCCGUAAAAUGGACAUUUCGCCCACAGCGCCGCCCUUGUCUCCUGAGCCUCAAGUGGAGUUCGUCCCAUCAUUUCCUGAGCCAAAGGAGGUGCUCGCCUCAUCAUUUAAUCCUGAGCCUUGUCAAGAGUUCGCCUCUCCGUUUCCUGAGCCACAGGAGGUUCUCAACCCAUCAUUCCCUGAGCCUCGUGAAGAGUUUAUCUCAUCGUUUCCUGAGCCACAGGAGGUUCUCAACCCAUCAUUCCCUGAGCCUCGUGAAGAGUUUAUCUCAUCGUUUCCUGAGCCACAGGAGGUGUUCUCCCCAUUAUUGACUGCUGUCGUACCUGAAGGAGCUAAGGAGGAGUCAGCCAUGUAUGGUGAAGCUUCCUACGGCUGGAGGGUCACCGCUACCACCCAGGCCUCGGCCAGCCCUCAGGCAGAGGGCGUGGAGGGCCUGAAGCAGGCCAGGCAGGUACAUGUCCCCAUGCAAACUGAGGACACCGAGAGCGCUGAUGAAGGAGCGUCUUGUACCGCCAGUCAUAAUCCCGUCCAAGAUCUACCCAUUCGUUUUCAUUUCACAAGUGGUAUUAAAAGUGAGGAAAGUUGCUCGUUGAAACACUACUCAAGAGAACAUCUGAAGGCUCUCAGGAAACACAGUCCUCCAAAAUUACAGAUAAAAAAAUAUGGAGAUUCAACUCCAAAUGAAGACAUUAAUCACGAGGAUAACGUUAAAAAUAAAACUGAGUUAUCGGAGCUCCUAAAGAGUCUUGUUUUAGGAGCUGAUGAUAAUCUUUUACAAGACUCUGCCACUAAUCUCCCGGAUAGUGACGACAGAUGGCUUAACGAGAAUCUAAACACUCGACGUAUGAGGAUAGUCCCUGACUAUCCUCCUUCACCCCCAUGGACGUACGAGGAUAGUCUGGGACCUGAGAACACUCUCCGUCUUACGAACAGAUUACUCGCAGCAUCCGAUGACGCCAUGAACAUUCGAUCCUCUCGAACAAGCAAACAUUUUACCUCGACGAUGAUGGAGAGAAAAUACAAAACUAUCAACAAAAUCCAUCGAAGAGAAUCUUUCGCAGAAGCCGCACGCAGACACCAGCAAAACACCAGGAGCCAAAAGAGACCUUUACUCUGGACACAGUCUGGGAUGUUUUAGACCACCUGCUCUUACUCUGGACACAGUCUGGGAUGUUUUAGACCACCUGCUCUUACUCUGGACACAGUCUGGGAUGUUUUAGACCACCUGCUCUUACUCUGGACACAGUCUGGGAUGUUUUAGACCACCUGCUCUUACUCUGGACACAGUCUGGGAUGUUUUAGACCACCUGCUCUUACUCUGGACACAGUCAGGGAUGUUUUAGACUACCUGCUCUUACUCCGGGAUGUUUUAGACCACCUGCUCUUACUCUGGACACAGUCUGGGAUGUUUUAGACCACCUGCUCUUACUCUGGACACAGUCUGGGAUGUUUUAGACCAACUGCUCUUACUCUGGACACAGUCUGGGAUGUUUUAGACCACCUGCUCUUACUCUGGACACAGUCUGAGAUGUUUUAGACCACCUGCUCUUACUCUGGACACAGUCUGAGAUGUUUUAGACCACCUGCUCUUACUCUGGACACAGUCAGGGAUGUUUUAGACCACCUGCUCUUACUCUGGACACAGUCUGGGAUGUUUUAGACCACCUGCUCUUACUCUGGACACAGUCUGGGAUGUUUUAGACCACCUGCUCUUACUCUGGACACAGUCUGGGAUGUUUUAGACCACCUGCUCUUACUCUGGACACAGUCUGGGAUGUUUUAGACCACCUGCUCUUACUCUGGACACAGUCUGGGAUGUUUUAGACCACCUGCUCUUACUCUGGACACAGUCUGGGAUGUUUUAGACCACCUGCUCUUACUCUGGACACAGUCUGGGAUGUUUUAGACCACCUGCUCUUACUCUGGACACAGUCUGGGAUGUUUUAGACCACCUGCUCUUACUCUGGACAGAGUCUGGGAUGUUUUAGACCACCUGCUCUUACUCUGGACACAGUCUGGGAUGUUUUAGACCACCUGCUCUUACUCUGGACACAGUCUGGGAUGUUUUAGACCACCUGCUCUUACUCUGGACACAGUCAGGGAUGUUUUAGACCACCUGCUCUUACUCUGGACACAGUCUGGGAUGUUUUAGACCACCUGCUCUUACUCUGGACAGAGUCAGGGAUGUUGUAAUCCAUCCUGCUCUCACUUUGGACAUAAUAACAUCUCUGCUCCAUCUGACCCAUUUAUCAAUACUUAUGGAGACCUUAAACUGCAACUAGAGGCAGCUUUUCUUUGAAAUAUUUCAACUAGAUUUAGUUAAAUCAUAAUAAUAUUAAUAUAUUAUUUCUUCGUCGCAACCUGUAUACCAUUAAUGUAUAUCUAACAAUAUAAUUUUAUGUUUUUAAA
Molecule: messenger RNA, 2958 nt
Organism: Procambarus clarkii (red swamp crayfish)
Lineage: Eukaryota; Metazoa; Arthropoda; Malacostraca; Decapoda; Cambaridae
Source: RefSeq, a predicted model, not a curated record